CGUUUCAGUUGGCGCGUUCACUCUUCGCAACCUCUCACACCGGGUGUGGAGUGCGGAGCUUUAGUUUCUUGUCGUGAAUUCACUGUGUGCGCGGCGUGUUUUUGUGCCCUGGCUUAGCCUCUGGAUCGGUUGGAAGGUCCUUUAUCGGAGUAGUUUAUGAAUGCCCCGCGCUCACGAUGUCUCUGAAUUCGGGUGCUUUGGAGCAAGCGUCCUUCCUGCAUCCCAGAGACCCGAGCAUCACAGGUUGGGACCAAAGGCUGCGAUUCGUCGAUCCUGUCCGCAAGCAACUUUUCGACAAAAUCUUCGAAGAGGAAGAUGAAAAUGCCAAACCUGAAAAAAAUUGUAUCAGCACGUACCUGCGCCUGAAGCCGUGCGCUGUGGCCAGUGAGCAGGCUACCCUGACCAUCCUCAAUGAAAGGACUGUGGGCACUAACGCUCCCAAAGACUCUGUUGCAUUCAAGAACAGUAUAUCUGCGAGAGUGGUACAUCAGUAUUCCUUUUCCAAAGUGUUCGGGCCAGAUACUUCUCAGAAAGAGCUAUUUGAUGAAUGUGUUGCCUUUCAAGUGAAAGACUUCAUCCUUGGUAGUAACUGUCUAGUCUUUGCUUAUGGCACUACGAAUGCUGGAAAGACCUACACCGUCCAAGGAAGUGGAACCUCUCCUGGCCUCAUUCCAAGAGCCAUUGAUGCUCUGUUUAAGAGUAUUCAAGGACAGGUAGCUGGAGUUGGCUUAUACAAGCCUGACAAGGUUGAAGGAUUGGUGCAAUUGGACUCCUUAACAAUAAGCCAAGAACUUGAUUACAAGAACAGGAUUCUUCAGUGGAAUUGGGAUAAGCCCUUUGAACCAAUAAAGGCUGGGUCAAAUGUAUCUCCAAAUAUUUCAGCAAACAGUGAGUCAGACUUUAUCUCUAACACGUAUAGAGAGAUGCAGAAAACAAUCUCCAAUGACUCUCCAUUUGAUAUGGCCAAUGAUAGUGAUGUGGUCUACGGUGUCUGGAUUUCAUUUGCUGAAGUUUACAAUGAGUCUAUUUUUGACCUUCUUGAUCCUAUGGUUACCCGUAAUCGCAAACGAAUUCCAUUGAGAUUAGCACAAGAUGCUGAAGGCAGCACUUAUGUUCGAGAUUUGAGAAUGAUUCACGUUUCAUCCGGUGAUGAGGCAUUUCAUAUUAUGCACUAUGGAAAAGCUAACUUGCAAGUGGCAGCCACAAAUAUGAAUAUGCGAUCUAGUCGCUCUCAUUGCAUUUUUACCAUAAGGCUUGUUAGAUAUGCUAAUUCUGACAACCCAUCUUAUGCAAUUGUCAGCUCAUUUUCAUUUUGUGAUUUGGCUGGCGCCGAAAGAGCUAAAAAAACUCUCAAUGCUGGAGAUCGUUUAAAAGAAUCCAACAACAUUAACACAUCACUUCAUGUGUUGGGUCGAUGCUUAGCCACAAUCAGAGAGAACCAGAAGAAGCAUGAUAAAAAGCCAGUGCCCUUCAGAGAUUCUAAACUGACUAGAAUAUUUCAACGCGCUCUCACUGGUCACGAGCGAAUCACUAUGAUCGUUGCUGCAAAUACUUCUCCAGUGUUGUUUGACGAAACGCUUAAUGUCCUGAAGUUUUCUGCGAUUGCCAAACAAAUUGUUCUUGAAACCCCUAUCAAGAAGGUGAAGCGAAAGAAGAAAAGUCGCUUUUCUAUUUUAGCAUCUCAACCACAUGCUACCAUUCUUUGGGAUGCUCCACCUCAAGAUGCAGAUACAAGUAUUUCAACAGUUGCUAGCUCUGAUGAUUGUGUGCAGAAGUACAAUGCUCGUAAUGAGGAGCUGAUACAACUUGUAGAUAAACUGAAAGCUCAAUUAGUUGAAGAACGAGAGAAGAAUUUAAAUUUGGAAAGAGAUGUUCGUGCGAGUGUUACAGAAACAUUCUCUAAAAUCAUUACUGACAUGGAGAAUACAUGGAAAGCCAAAUUGGAGGAUCUUGAGGAGCGUAAUGAACAGCGUUCUUCUUGGAGGAUAGCACAGGUUGAAAAGUAUUACCAGCAAAAGCUGGAGAGUUCCAGAAAGCGUUCUCGUAGAGAUUCUGAAGAUGACAGCAGUAUUCUGAUUUGUGAUAGCCCAGAAAAGGAUGGAAGAAUUCAGGAGUUGGAGAAGGAAAUAGAGCUUCUGAAAGAAAAGUGCAGUGCUGUGCAUCAGCUAUUGAGAGAAGCACAGGAUAUCCAAUCAUCUCUCUCAUCUGAUGUGUCCUCUCUGAAAUUUGAGCUUGCAAAUGCUAACUCGGAACUAGAAAAGGCUCAACGACAACUCACGGCAUUGGACAGACAGAGUGGAGGUGCUGAAGGUGCUCUUUCUAAGGAACUUCAACUUCAACUUGCUGCCGAGAUGAAGAAAAAUGAGACUUUGCGAGACUUAUUGAAUGAAGCCAAACAAGAUAUUGAUGCUGCCAUCAGAGAGAAAGAAGAAACUGAUCAAGAGCUGAUCAAUAUACAAAGUGAGCUUGUGAACAAAGAAUAUGAACUUGCCGAAUCUAACAGACAACUUGAACUCUCCGGUCUAAUGCACUCUAAGGCCACAGAGGAGCUGAACAAAGUAGAGGCAGAAUUGGAACGGCUAUCAAAGGCCCAUGGGACCAGUGUGAAAGGCAUGAAUGACAUUUCAUCAAUCUUAAAGGAGCAAGAGAAGACAGUCCUCAUUGUUGAGGAACUUCAAUCCCAGCUAGAAUUGUUGAAAGUGUCUGAUGAAGAGAGUGCCACAGCUACCUCAGAUUCUGAAGGCCCAAAGUCACUAACUUCAGUCACUCAAUGUGCUUUGGAUACUCUGAAAUUAAAACUUCAACACUUUGCAAACAGAAAGUCUGAGAUGAAGAGCCUCCUGCAGGCUAAGGAAGAUGAAGUCGCAGCUUUGAAGUCUGAGAUGAAAAGCCUCCUGCAAGUGAAGGAAGAUGAAGUUACCAAGUCACAACAGUACCUUUCUGAAGCUCAAGCGAUGAAACUACAACUACAGGCGUUGGAGAAUACAGUACAAGAGCAGGUAGCAACUAUUAACUCUCUCACCCAGGACAGAAAUCGAUUAGAAAAUGAGAUGAAGCAGAUGAGUGCUACCAUUUCAUUGAAUAUGGCACAGAAAGACACAGACUCCUCUUGCAUCAAGCAUUUGCAAGAUGAAAUCAAACGUCUUGAAAAAGAUCUUAAAAGCAUGUUGCAAAAGAAUAUUGCUGCGGAGCAACAGUUAAAAGAUACUCAGUCAGAGCUAGAAAGCAGCCAAAACAGCUCAACGCGCUUAGAACAAGAACUAAAAUCAGUUCUCCAGAAGUCUGCUACCCAACUCAACUCAAGUGUGGCCUCCCAGAGUGAAAUAGAAACCUUGGGAAGUAAGGUAAAGAACUAUGAAGAUACAAUGAAAUUUCUAGAUAAGUGGAAGGAAGAAAAUGAGCAAUUAAAAAAGGAAUUGAAAGAAGCCCAAUUAGAAAUUCAGACUCGAGAGAAACUUCUGAAUGAAAAGGACCUCGAGGUAGAAUCCAUUCAAACUCACAGGCAGGAGCUAAUAAGUCGCUAUGAUGAUGCAUACAAAAGUAUUCAGGAGGAAUUGGAAAGAGAGAAGAGGGAAGUUGUUCGCCUUCGUGAUACACUUUAUAACAAGAGCACCCCUACUCCCAAAAAAAAUUCAAAUACAGAAAUAAAGCACUACAAGGAUCUUGUAGAGAGCUUACAAGCGGAACUCUCCAAAUAUAAAAUGCGAGAUGAGCAACCGUCAGGAAAGAAGCCUCCAAGAAGUGCUAGGAAAGCUAAACAGGAAUCCAUAUCUAGCAAUGAAAGUCUUAAGGAAAACAGUGGAGACACAUUUUCAGUUCCUGUGGCGGCUUCAAAGUCUAAAAAAACAGCGGCUGUUGAGUGUGAACAUGAUACAAGCUCCAACAGUAAAAUGAAACUUGCUGAAGAGGCCCCAGCAGAACCUGAAAUUGAAGUUAAACCUAAAAGGAAAACAAGGCGCCUCUUCUCAAGGACUCAGUCCCAGUAUUCAAACACUGACUGUGAUGAAAUUGAGGCUCUAGAGGUGGAUGGUAUGCGUGGGACCACACCAGAAGGUUUUGUCAGGUCGUUGCGAAAUCGUAAAAUCUAAGACAUCCUGUGAUAGUGCAUUAAUAUUGUACCCGACUGUAUUAUUGAGUGUUCCUGUACAUUUUAUAUUUUUUACACAAAUUUCUGUUUUAACUACUUUUUAUGGAACAAGGGAAUAACCCUUCUUAUUAAAAAUUUUAAGUGAA
This is a messenger RNA of Thrips palmi, 4233 nucleotides long. Its product is annotated as kinesin-like protein KIF20A. Gene Ontology annotation, molecular function: plus-end-directed microtubule motor activity; ATP binding; microtubule binding. The transcript has 27 exons. Gene Ontology annotation, biological process: microtubule-based movement; mitotic spindle assembly. Lineage: Eukaryota; Metazoa; Arthropoda; Insecta; Thysanoptera; Thripidae. Gene Ontology annotation, cellular component: spindle microtubule; nucleus. The record is from RefSeq and is a predicted model, not a curated record. Bases 177 to 4088 code for a protein of 1303 amino acids.